Messenger RNA from Beta vulgaris subsp. vulgaris (sugar beet), 11813 nucleotides. RefSeq lists its product as uncharacterized. NCBI's taxonomy places the organism in Eukaryota, Viridiplantae, Streptophyta, Magnoliopsida, Caryophyllales, Amaranthaceae. The record is from RefSeq and is a predicted model, not a curated record. The transcript has 6 exons. Bases 9484 to 11331 code for a protein of 615 amino acids.
AUGUUCCACGCCUUCAUUUUAUAUCUUUGUUGUCCUUCCUAUCUUCAUUACUCUAUUGAUGUGGGACGUGAAUAAGAUCUUCUAAGACAUCUUUGAAUUGGGUAGGUAUUAAGUCAUCAAGUUUCGAAGUCUCCAUAGGUGACAAUGAAAUAUGUUGCUUAUAAUGUUCUGUGUAGUUGAUAUAGGAUCAUGGUUCCUCAUAUUGUAAGUAGUAGCAUCCCCUGAUAAAUCAUCAUAUCUUGCUGUGUGACUGUCUCUCUUUCCAGAAAAAUACUUGUCAUUCGGAAAAAAAUACUUUUGACCUUGGUGAGGCUAGGCCAUAUAAAAAUUAACAAUAACUGUUAAUUAAUAUGGGAAAAAUAUUAUGGAUGUUCCAACUUUGGAAUUAUUAUUGUAUUUAUAUGUUAUGAAAGAACCAUGUAAAACAGUUGUGCCAUCUCAAAAAGUACGACUAACCCACCGGUUGUUUAACCAUGGCUAAUUAUCAAUUUUGUUGUUUCAAUAAAGUAUAGGAACUCAGAGUUUUUUGCCUUGACUCUAGUAAAUCUGGUACAUUGGUUGUAUAUGUUAUGGCAUUAUGGUGAAGUUUCUAAACUGCUCAUAUAUCAUUCUGUGAAAGCUUAUUAUAUUCUGUGAGCUCAGUUCUUGCCUUCCGUCUUUGUGGCCUUUACUGAGCAGAAUUGCUCUACAUGAGGUGGAUUGUUGUAUAUAAAAUAAAAUUAGAAUCUUAGUUGAGGACUUGCAUUAUUGCAUAUCUUAUGCCUGAUGCAGUUAACUCUUUAAUUUUUUUAACCCUUUGAUAUUCUCAAGGUUAAGUCUUUAAAGGUGAUGCUUGUCUAUAUAAGUCGCCUAGAUACUUUAGGCUUUUGGAAUUUAUUUGGUUGUUGAAGACAAAAUAUGGGUGUAUAUCCUGAAGUUCUCAUGUUUGAAGAGUAAUUAAUAACUGCUUUGUUUAUUAUGCAGAGACUAGAGCAUUAGGUUGUCUCUUCAAAGACAUCUGAUAAAAUUGAACGAUAUAGAGAAGAUUAUAAUGGCCCCAACACAAGGAUGACCAGUGGUGGAGCCAUCUGGGGGGACAUGGGGAUAGAUGUCCCCCCAGUCGCCAGAAGGAACCCAGCUAGUCACCGAAACUGCCCGGAACGCCGACUCCGCCACCUUGUCAAAAUGAGUUCUUUUAUCAUCUAAACCCUCAGUUUUAGUUUCAUUUUCUUUAUAGCUAAUUGUACAAAACACUUUCUGCAGAACACUUUACGAAAUCUCUUUCCGGAAACCCGCGAAGAACAAACUAGUAGUUGUUUCCAGAUAUGGACAGCAAUCGAAGACAGAGCUUCGCUAGAUUGCUAAGUUUAUUUUGGAUUUUAUAGGAGAGCAGAGCGAGGAAGAAGAAGAGGUGGAGCAAGCAUGCAUACUGGAAACUAUUGAACAAGCUAAACGUCAUGUUUAAUGAAGCCACGGAGAACAAUUCUGCCUCAAGGUCCUUUGUGAAACCUCUCAUCGAAUUACAAUUUUCGACUGGUCGGGGGUAAAAUUCUGUACCCUUAGACCUCUGUAAAUCCUGCUAUUGACUUUACUUGCUUAUUAAUUGAUAUGAGUCUCAGAUAUUGGGUGCUUGAAUUUUUUUGACUUAAGACAUAUUAAAUAAUGCCUUGGAGACUGCUGCUGAGGUAUCACCUUAAAUUGUCUCUUACUCGUGUUUCUUUAUCAAAACUGCCUUCAACAUUCUUUUAGUUAUCAUCAAUUUCUGUUCUUAGUUCUUUUCAUUAUAGAGUUCAGCUGUUAAAAAACAAAUUUGCUUUGUUAAUCACUAGACUAAAGGGUUCAGGUGACGGAAAAUCAGUUGGAACUUGGAAGGUUAUAAUAAGAAGCUUGCACUUGGCUUGUUGGAAGCUCCUUUGAGAAGCUCCCUCUAAAAAUAAACGUAUGCCACUUAGUGCGGUGAGCACACGGUAUUCUUUAGUAAAAGGCGAAAGAAUAGUUCGCUCUGUGCUCGCCGCGAGGUUUCGUGGCAACAUUAGGAACAAACUUUGUAAUAUAUGUCUGAAUGUCCUAGCUUGGAUAUGCUUUCUGAAUGCUGACUGAUGUGGGGCUGUUCUGCCUUUCCACUACACCUCUAAUUCUCAAGGUUAGGUCUUUAAAGAUAAUGCUUGUCUAUAUAAGUCGCCUGGAUGCUUUGGGUGUAAAACCUAAAAUUCCCACAUUCAAAGAUUAAUAAACAACUUCUCUGUUUAUUAUGCAGAGACUAUAGCAUUAGGUUGUCUCUUCGGAGACAUCUGAUAAAAUUGGAACGAUACAGAGAAGAUUAGCAUGGCCCCUGCGCAAGGAUGACACGCACAAAUCGAGAAAUGGUCCAAAUUUUUUUGCCUUUUUCUUUUGCUAUAUCUCUCUUAAGUUAGCUUUUUAUCAAAGAUCCCUUUUAUCAUCAUUCAUAAAUACGUCCAUCUUAUAGCACCCUUAUGUUAAAAACACGGUAAAACUUGUCCCACUUAUGUACCUCAGUGUGUGUUUAAGCCCUUAACAUUUUAGUAUUUACUAGUAGAUUUUCUUGAAUUCUCAAAAUGUUCUUUGAGAUCUUAAUUCUGUAUCAGAUUUUCUUCUUCCUUAAAGUUCUCUUUAGGCACCCAUUUACUUGAAUUGUUAUGAGUGAGAUGACCCUAGCAUGCUCCGCUGGUCAUUAUGAGUUAAUUUCUACCCUGUUUUUUGCUAAAUGAAAUCGCUUCUUGCUUUAUGAGUGAUCAAUUCUAUUUUUUUGCUCUCCAAAUGGCGUAAGAGCAGUGUACGUUUUAGUGAAUUACACAAAUCAUGGAUGUGAAGUUUCUCAAGCGUGCUUGCCACUCAAACUUAAUUGUUCUGUAUACCGAAAAUUACAGCUGAACUUUUCAUGCUUAAAGUAGAUGCAACCUCUUUCUAAAAGCAACGCACAGGAGCUUGUCAUAAGGUAUAGAAAAUGUUAUCUCAAAAUGAUUAAAGUUGUUUCUCUGUUGAAUAAUCAUAUGUUUGUUUAAUGCCAACCAAAGAUGUCGUGGCCUAGUUCAGUUAAGUUUACUGUUUAAGCUUCUGAGCACGUCAAAUUUGACUAGGUUGAUCUGUUAUAGUCAGCUAGAAUGUGAUUGUGCUCCCUUUGGUAUUAUAUUUUUGAUUUAGAGUAUGUUAAUCAACCAAUGUUUCCUUUUCUUUCUUUACAUGUCUUUCGAUUUGAUGGCUAGUGUAACUGUGUAAUGCUUGACCUAGCAUGAGCGCAACAUCUGGUGAAUGCUGUUUUGUUAUGCACUUAUGCCAGAGAGUGUAACAUAUUGCCUCAGUAACAGGGUAGGUUACUGGAUCCUUGUUCAUGACUGUUGAGAAUUAUAGGGUGGAGAAGUGUGUUUGUAGAGAUUUUUCUUUGUGUUUGUAGAGAUUUUUCUUUUUCACAUGGAGAUUUUCCUAUUAUUCUUAAGAAGCCAUGAGAAAGUUUUAGCUGUUGCACUUUUUUCAGUUUUAGCUGUUUGCCAAAUGAAAUGCAAUGCCUUGUCAAAAGUCAUGCCUAAUAGUGAUCUUUUUCAUUGUUUAAAAAUCAAUAACGUGACAAAUGGCCUUAUGUUUAAGCCCUAUAAAAUUGUACUCUCUUUCACUACUCGUGUGGUUUAUCUAAUGUGUUUUACUUGAAGAAAGCAUCUUUAGUCUACUAGCCUGUUGUUUAUUUUUGAGUUAUCUAAAACGCAUCUGAAUAACUUCGAAUGAUAUUGAUGACAUAGAAACAUGGUUGUUGUGCUUGAUGCCACUGAAAAUUUUGUUUCCUCACUUUCUGCUUCUGCUUUACAUCAGGUUCUUUUCUGCUUAAUAUAAGGUUCUGUAAAUUGCAGAGAGUGAGACUAUUUUACUUCAAGUUCUGGUUUUGUUGAUCCCACAAUGAAAAGUGAAACAUGAGGCUCUAAUGACCUGGUAAUAAAAUACAAGCAUUUGUGAUACCUGUCAUACAAAUUACAAGUUUCUAACUGGUUGGGGGAAAGAGGAAUUGGAAACACCUUUGGGCCAUCAGGAUUGAGAAGUGGUCAAUAAACAGAUUUCGCCGGUUCUGUGGAUAGCAAGACUAAAAUCAUUUUUCUUGAAUGCCAUGGUUAGUGCUUACUUCAAUAGUUCAACGUGCAGUGUAGAAAACUCAUUUUGCUGUGUAUAAUUGUUCAUGUGCAAUUGUGUAUUUAAUGUUUGCUAGCUGCUGGUGUACUGAGAGUAAGGUUUAGUGGAAGGAUAGGAUGCUCUUCUCACUAAGAAGUAGAGCAUAGGAUUUGAUCUAUCCUAUUGACUUGCCUCUUCUCCUGUAAGUGGUCUAACCUCAUUUGUCAGACUCGUAAGUGGGACAAACUUCUGGGAUCUUCUGUCAGCAUAGACUAGUAACGAGUUCAUUAUUAUCAUUUUCUACUCGUAUUAUCUCAUAUGCAUGAAAUGCUCGACUGUUGCUUGACUAAGUUGUUUCUAACUCUUCCUUUUACAAAAAUGUUGACUACAGUCGUGAUACCUGUCAUAUAAUUACAAAUUUCCAACUGGUUGGAGGAAAGAGGUAAUUGUGUUUGCUCCUUGUGUUUUCCCAUGACUAUGUAAAAUUCAAUUGUUUUGGUUCCUUCGACUGAUGUCUACAUCAAAGAUCUGGAUAUUUGCUUUACCUUGCUCGCUUCUGCUAGUGCCGCAUAGGUGAAUUGUGUCAGUUUGACUAUAAUGUAAAGGUGGCUAAGCACUUCAACUUCAGUUUGAAAAUUUGGUACCCUUCUGUACCUUUUGGGUUUGCUUUACCAGAACUGUGUAACUCCAUGCCCUAUAGUGUUGUAGUUGAAGUUAAAUGGUGACUGCAAAUUUCAUUAGAGCUCCAUGUAAAGGUGAUAAUGAGAUAAUGAAAUAACCUAAGUUCCUCAACUUCCCUUGAAUAGUAAUCAUAUAUAUUUUGAUGCAUUCUACACCAAUAAUAUAAUAUGCAUUAGUGCCACAUAAAAUCUUGUGCAGUUCACGAUUCUCUUUAUAAAUCAUUUGUACCAGUAAUGGAUGCUCUUUGUAAUUACAUCAGAGAUAUAUGCUCCUUCCAUUUUUAUAAUAGAGGGCCUAUAACAUAUCCAUUAUUCUCUUUCCAUAAUUGAAGUUAUUGAAAUAUAAUUCAUUUUUUAGUGUCAUUUUCUGCUUUACCUUUAUAUUCUUCCCUUAUGCAAUGUUUUAAAUUGAUAUUCUAACUGUUUGACCUUUUUUCUUCAAAAGAAGGCUCUCUGAUUUUUGUAUUCUAGCCUUAAGUUUUAAUGUUUUAUAUAUUAUGAACUGUGAAGAGGAGGAAGCAUGGAAGAAUAGCCUAAUUUCUCUUUCCCUGCUUUCUCUAUUGCCAUAGUUCCCUUUCACUGCUUGUAUUCUCUUUAGGAACUCUGAAGUGUGUUUUCUUAGUAAAUCUGCCACUUUCAGUUUCAUUUUGCUCUCUGAAGUGUAUAAUAUGUUGUGACACAUGUGAUAUGAUCAUGACACACGUUAAAUGCUUUACACGGUUUUCAUCAGAUUCAUACUCUCCUUAAGUGCUAAGAUACCUCAGAGACUGCUGCAAUGGUAUCACAUAGACUAUAUCUUACUCAUGCUUAUUUACGGAAAGCUUAUUGUCAUGGCUCUGAGUUAGUGCCAGAAUAAAGUUAAGCUGGCAUUAUAGUUCAUUCGAAAAGCAAAUCAAAUUUACUUUUGUGAGGGGACAAAAUAAUCUGAAUUAUAAAAAAGCAUGCUUUAAACAUUCUUUUGUUUCAAUCAAGUGUAUUAUCUGAUCUUAAGUUCUUUUCAGCUACCAUUGGCAAGCAGGAGACGGAUGUCUUCUUUAGUUCUCCAACACGACAGAAAGAAAUUGGAUUAAUGGAAAGUCCUGCAGAAAUUCCCUCCUUGGUAAGUGGGACAUGGUAAGGCUUGAAAAGAAAUUUAUACUUGGAUUGAUGGAAGCUCCUAUAGGAACUCCCUCCAAAAAGAAACGUAUGCCACUGUAUGCAACGAGCACACGGUAUUCUUUAGUAAAAGGCGAAAGAAUAGUUCGCUCUGUGCUCAGUGCAUGGCUGCGUAAUGAGAUUAAAAUCAGGCUUUGUAAUUUAUGCAGCAAAUGCCUAGCAUGGAUAAACUGUCUCACUGAUGUGGGACUGUUUUUCCGUUCUUCAUCGGACCAAAAUAUCCCCGGAAACUAAUGGAAGGAGAGUGUGAGGCUCUUAGUUUCCCUUUUGGAUAUAGGAUAUCCAGGAAAGAGAAGGGGGGUGGUUCACUGGUUCUGCUGAGAGAUCUCUACGUCAUUUGUUGGUUGUAACCAGUAUACAUCGUGUUUUCUGCUGUAUAGGAAUUGGAAACACCUUUGGGCUAUCAGGAUCGAGAAGUUGUAAAUAAACAUAUUUCGCCAGUUAUGCGGAUAGCAUGAUUUUGUUAGUGUUAGUACAAUGUGCAGAAAAAAAUAACAUUAUGGAUUACAGAAUGUGUGACAAACUUAUAAAUCCAAGCACAAGUGCACAACAAUGCAAAAUCAUCAGUGAGAGAUACUCAAGGACAAAGUUACUGCGUCCUAUGUGAAAUUUAGAGCUAAAAAUUUGGCAAUAGAAUUGAUAGGGGUUGCGCGAACGCAGACCCCCACUAACACAAAUUAUGACGUACACUCUUCCACUUUGGGAAGAUGUUAGGUUGGCACCCCUCCUCAAGUGCAAUGGAGGCCACCUACCUAGGCCAUGAGCCUUCAUGAUCGCUCAUAGACCCCGUCCAGGUAAGUAUGUUUGCCUGUAUUCCACGCCUUCAUUUUAUAUCUUUGUUGUCCUUCUUAUCUUCAUUACUCUAUUGAUGUGGGACGUGAAUAAGAUCUUCUAAGACAUCUUUGGAUUGGGUAGGUAUUAAGUCAUCAAGUUUCGAAGUCUCCAGAGGUGUGACAAUGAAAUAUGUUGCUUAUAAAGUUCUGUGUAGCUGAUAUAGGAUCAUGGUUCCUCAUAUUGUAACUUUGUAAGUAGUAGCAUCCCCUGAUAAAUCAUCAUAUCUUGCUGUGUGACUGUGUCUUUCUUUCCGGAAAGUACUUUUCGUUCCGGGAAAAUACUUUUCAGCUUGGUGAGGUUAGGCCAUAUAAAUCAACAAUAAUUACCACCUUGAGCUGUUCCCUGUUAAUUAGUAUGAGAACAAUAUUAUGGGUGUUCCAACUUUGGAAUUAUUAUUGUAUCUUAUAUGUCAUGAAAGAACCAUGUAACACAGUUGUGCCAUCUCGAAAAAUAUGACUAACCCACAGGUUGUUCAUUGCUAUUUAUCAAGUUUGUUUAUUUCAAUAAAGAUUAGGAACUCGAGUUUCUUGCCUUGACUCUAGUAGAUCUAGUACAUUGGUUGUAUAUGUUGUGACAUUAUGCUUGAUUUUCUGAACUGCUCAUAUAUAUAUAUAUCAUUCUGUAAAAGCUUAUUAUAUUCUGUGAGCUCAGCUCUUGCCAUCCAUCUUUGUGGCCUUUACUGAUUAGAAUGGCUCCUGCACAAGGAUGACCAGUGGCGGAGCCAGCUGGGGAACAUGGGGAUAGAUGUCCCCCGGAAGGAACUCGGCUAGUCGCCGCCAGGAAUGCCGGCUCCGCCACCAUGUCAAAAUGAGUUCUUUUAUCAUCUAAACCCUCAGUUUUAAUUUCAUUUUCUUUAUACCUAAUUCUACAAAACACUUUCUGCAGAACAAUUUACAAAAUCCCUUUCCGGAAACCCGCAAAGAACAAACUAGUAGUUGUUUCCAGAUAUGGACAGCACUUGAAGACAGAGCUUUGCUAGAUUGCUAAGGAAAGCAGAGCAAGGAAGAAGAAGAGGUGGAGCUUUGCGUCAUAAUAGCAGUUUGUUGAAUCAGUGCGUUUUUUGUACAACACGCCACACGGAACCCAAACCGUGUGGCCACAUUAUGUAGUUCCUCCUGCUUCCCUGCGCCACUUCCUUCUCUCCUCAUUUCUGUCAUUUUCUAUCUCUUCCUGCCCCAAUUCCUCAUUUCUGCUAAAUUCCAUGAAGAAAAUCCAAAAGAAUUCCACAAAUCCUUCAAAAACACGCGAAUUUUCCUUCUCUUUUCCCCAAUUCCUCAUUAUGUUGCUCUUUUCUUUUCCUUCUCUCCUCAUUUCUGCAAAGCAUCAAUGUAUUUGCAGGCCACAAAUUUUCCACCUUCAUUUAUCUUUCUAAAAAAAACCCCAGAAAUUGUUUUUCUCUCUCCUCCUUCAUCAUUCUGCUACGAUGCAAGAAUUCUCGUCGACAGUUUCAAGCCAUAUACGCUUUCUUCUUCAGAACUUCAAUGGAUGUUUUUGAAUUUUUGAUUGUGGAAUUGAUUUCGUUGUGAUACUGUUAUUUGAUGAGGAAAACCUAGCUUUUUUCUAAUUGACUUUUAUUUUGCUCGGUGAAUUUUGUGUUUUUUAAGGAUUUGAUUUGUGUUUGUUAUCGCUGUGAAAUUGAGCCCAACAACAAGCUUCACAUGGCGCUCAAUCAUGUCUGCUAGACAUUUUAUGCGAAAUUUGAUCAACUUUAUGAUCAAAUUAACAAAAAAUUGAGAAGCUCACAGUGAAAGAAUUUCUUGGUGAUAGAUUAAUGGCGAGAAUUGAACCAGUCCAUGAAGAAGAAGGAUAGUUGCUGAGUUUUGAGGUGGAGGAGAGAGAAGGAAAUGGCAGGAAAAUGGAGUUAUCGCUGUGAAAUGAAGUGUAGCUUCCAUGGAAGUCGAUGUUUAACUUCUUUUUUUUUUUUUGUUGAUGAUUUUCUCUCUCCUCUGAAAAAGGUUAGUUUUAGAUAGUAAUGGAGUAAAGGAGAGAGAAGAUUUUAUCCAACUGAAGAAGAUGAAGAAAAUAGGAUUAUCUAAUGCUCUGUAAAAAUCUGAUGAGACUCACGAGUAAUUACUCUUUAUAAUUAUAAAAAGUAACCUCUACUUUAAGGUCUUAGUCAUAUAAAACAUGAGAGAGAAAGUUAGAGUGAGAAGGAGAGGGAGAAAGCGUAAAAAGCGAAAAAAGAAGCCCCGUAAGCUUUCGCCCGAAACCCUAGUUUUCACCCAAAAUCUCUGAAAAGUAUGUCCUUUAAUGGUUUUCUCUGCCAUUUCAGCGUAAUUCCUCACAGUUUUUCCUUCUUCUGUCGAAUCAGUGGUAGUAAGAGUGAAGCGUGUUGUGAAAUCUACCUAAUGGGGUUGAUUAAGGCUAUUAAAGUUGGGGUGAUUAAGUGUGGUAAUUCAUCUCUGCCCUAUUUCUAUAGGGUUAGUUCUCAAUUAAGGCUAUGGAUUAUAGCCUAUAAUGAUGAUAUCCAGGCUGGAUUUCAUUUUGCUUGUCUGAAUUGUGAUAAUCUAGGGUUUCGCUUGCGAAUUGGGGCUUUUAAUUGGGAGAGGGUUUUCAGUGCAUUUAUUGUUUGGCAGAGGAGUGGAGUGUUAAGUGUUAGUAGGGUGGCUCUUUUGGAGUUGUCAUUCAUUACUAUUGUUGGUUUUCUCUUUAAACUCUCCGUUUUUGGCGUGCUGUUCAUCAUGAUCUCAGAAUUUUGAUCCAGGGUGGCAAUCUAGCAUUUAUGGUGAUGGUAAGUUACAUUAGUAAGAUUAAUGUGAGAUUGUUUGAUUGUGCUAGUCCCGGUUUUACCUCCUAUAUAAAUACUGGUAAGGUUAGUAAGCUAAUCACAUUUUCUUCUCUUCUGUUUCUUUCUUUCUGGUAUUAUAACCAAAGUUUAAGUUUUCUCAUAAUCUCCUCUAUUAAAGUUCUUAUAUUUGUAAUGACUCUGAAUUUUAAGGCAGCAAUUCUAGAGCCAGGAGACUCUAAGAUAAAUGAGACCCAGUCUCAGGAAUCUUCUAGAGGCCCCGAGGUUCUUCCCUCUGUUAUUAAUGUCACUAACUCUCGUCUGGUUGAUUUUGAUGCACCUGAUCCUCCUUGUGAUGCUGCGUAUCCGGAGGCUGUUGUUGUAGAUGAGCUCGCUCAGGUUCAGGAGGACAUCAAGGAACUCUCAAAGUCCUGUCUAAUAGGUAAAAUGUUGGGUGAGCCCCUAGAUGUUCGUACUAUUAUUUCCAGAACUAAAUCUGAAUGGAAGUUUGUUAAGGGUGAUAUUGAUUUUCUUGAAAUGGGUAAUCAUUGGAUUUUAUUGAAAUUUGCUAAUCCUAAUGACCUAGCUCUGGUAUGGUCUGAGAGACCUUGGCAUGUCCAAGGUGAUCUUUUUGUUCUCCAAGCUUGGAGGCCUAAUUUUGAUCCCUUUCUUGAGGAGAUCAAGUGGGUGGAUCUUUGGGUCCGGAUACCUAGAUUCCCAACUGAACUUUUGAACUUUGAGUCUUUAGCUAAUUUAUUUGCUUCCAAUCAUGUGGGUGUGCUAGUUAAGUUGGACUCUAAUUCUCUAUUAAGGAAUAAAAUAAGGUUUGCUAGGGCUUGUAUAAGAGUGGAUAUUACUGAACCAUUGCUGGAGUUUGCUGAGUUAACUCGUGUGGGUGGUCAUAAAUGUGGUUAUGUGAUUUGGUAUGAGGAUUUCAGUGCUGGUUGUUCAUUUUGUGGUCUGGAAGAUCAUUCUAUUGAUGUUUGUUCACUUCUGCAUGCUCCCAAGAAAGAAAUAACAGUGUCACUUUUGAAAAGUCCUAAGCAAAAGCAUCUUGUUGAGGUCCUUUCUCUGGCUAAUAGGCAAGCUAACCUUGCUACCAGGGCUGUGGAAGCCAAUGUGGUGCAAGCGAAGCCUAAGUCAGUGUAUAGGCAUGCUAGAGCUUCUGCUCAUUCAAAAGUUGGUGGUUUUCAUUCUUCUGUUAACAAUUUUGUUAAGAAAAAAGAGGUUGGAAUUGUUAUUAAAGAAUCUGUCUCUAUGAAAAGGUCAUCUGUUAUUCCCACUGCUCAUGGUAAAGGGAAAGGUAAGGCUCUUGUUUAUGCUUCAGCUCCUCAUUAUGGUGAUGUCAGUGACUCUGAUGAUGACACUGAAAGUAUGGCUGUCCCUCCUAUGUUACCUUCCUCUGGUGCUUUUCAAGCAGCCCUAUUGGAUGUCUCCCCUCAGGAUGUUGGUGAGGGUGUAGGCUGUGAUUUUGCUCCAUCUAAUGGCACUGAUAUUGAGCUGUCUCCUAUCCCACUGCAAGUGGUCUAUCCAGGUGAGUUUUAUCAAGGUAAUCAGUUUGGUCCUUUGGUUCAGUUGGCUGAGCAGCAAUUUGGUGGUUACUCUAUCUUUGAGUCUGAUGUGGAUAAUGAUACCAUGAUAUUACAUGAUGAUGAUAAGAUCUGUGAGGCCUUUCCUGUGCAUCAUGAGUCCUCUUUUCAUUCUAUUGACUCAGCUAGCUCAAUUGUCAGACAUAUCAGUGCUUUAGGUGUUGAGCAGGAUCCUCCUAUGGAACCCACCUCUCUCUCUAGCGCUGCUAAGAGGAGGAAAGGUAACAGUGAGGAUGAUUCUGCCUCAUCAGUCUGAAGAGGGCCAAAUCCUGAAUGAUUCAUGUUAGCGGAUCAUUUGAUUUUGGGAUGUCAGGGUUCAGAAUUGUUUCUUAGUAGUUCUGGGUGCCUUAGUAGGGGCUGGUUGGUUCAAAGAGCAUUAGUGUUGCUCAGUUUUUUGUGGGUUAUUAAUAAUGUAGCUGUUAUAAUGCUAUGGGAAACUUUUUUUCGACAUCUUGCUAGAAGUAUGUGGUUAAGGAGAUCUAGUUUCUCAUAUUUUGUAUCCCUCCCCAGGCUUAUUUAUGCUGACAUCCAUUGUAAUUACUUUUGUUGUCUAUGUAUUUGGUGCUGGACUUUCCUAGUUAUCAAGAUUUCAUUUCUUAAGUUUGGACAAUUUGUUUUCUCUGAUUUAAGCAACUUAUGUAUAACUCAAGUUUCUAGCUUAAUGGCUACUGGUUUGCGUAAAGAUCAAAGGCACAGUAAUGGAUUUGAUGCAAGUUGUUUUAGUUUUUUAUUCUUCUA